Molecule: messenger RNA, 737 nt
Organism: Fundulus heteroclitus (mummichog)
Lineage: Eukaryota; Metazoa; Chordata; Actinopteri; Cyprinodontiformes; Fundulidae
Product: CUGBP Elav-like family member 1
Biological process (GO): mRNA splice site recognition; regulation of alternative mRNA splicing, via spliceosome
Cellular component (GO): cytoplasm; ribonucleoprotein complex; nucleus
Molecular function (GO): mRNA 3'-UTR binding
Source: RefSeq, a predicted model, not a curated record
UAGAGGACAGAAAACUUUUUAUUGGAAUGAUCUCCAAGAAGUGUAAUGAAAACGACAUACGACUGAUGUUCUCACCAUAUGGACAGAUAGAAGAAUGUCGGGUACUUCGAGGCCCCAAUGGACUCAGCCGUGGUUGUGCAUUUGUAACAUUUACAGCUCGACAAAUGGCCCAGUCUGCAAUCAAGUCAAUGCAUCAGUCACAGACUUUAGAGGGCUGUUCAUCGCCCAUUGUGGUGAAAUUUGCUGAUACUCAAAAGGACAAGGAGCAGAAACGCCUGGCUCAACAGCUGCAGCAGCAGAUGCAGCAACUUAGUGCUGCUUCAGUGUGGGGAAAUCUAUCUGGUUACCAUAUUCUUGGCCCACAGUUCCUUGCACUCUACUUGCAGUGGUUGCAGCAGUCAGCUUUUACAGGGAAUGCACUCAGCAAUUUACACCAAGUUUCAGGUCUGAAUACCAUGCAGAAUCUGGCAGCUUUAGCUGCUGCAGCAACAGCUACCCAGGGCACACCUUCAACUUCCAGCACCAUGACGACAUCCAGUAGUCCAUUAAGUAUACUAACCAGCUCAGCCAGGACGCCAUUCCGGGAGAAAAACACACAAGUUGCGGCCACUCAUAAGGCAUGGCAACAAUGAAUGGCAGCCUUACUUCUGGUGGUUUGUCUCAUGGCUCAAGUAAUACAAUGGAGGCACUGAGCCAAGCCUACUCAGGUAUUCAGCAGUAUGCAGCUGCUACCCUAC